This is a messenger RNA of Pocillopora verrucosa, 1063 nucleotides long. The record is from RefSeq and is a predicted model, not a curated record. NCBI's taxonomy places the organism in Eukaryota, Metazoa, Cnidaria, Anthozoa, Scleractinia, Pocilloporidae.
AAAAUUCCAUUUUUGAAAGAAAAGCGGCAGGCUUGAAGAAGCGGACACGAUGUCUAAUAACAAAAGCAACGACUUCAAAGUCAACUCUGCCUUAAAAAACAAGAGCGGAACACUAAGCAUCAAGUUUGACAUGUAUGUAGUUCCUUUGAUGUACGUUGGAUAUGGCAUUAUAUUUCUGGUAUCACUGUUUGGAAACUCUCUCAUUAUACACAUAAUACGAACUAAUAGCGCGAUGAAGACAGCAAUAAACUACUUGGUCUUAAACCAAGCUUGCGCUGAUCUUUUCUUCACAAUCAUGUGCUUCCUUAAUGUUAUUCGUGAGACUUCAUAUCAAGGAUUGUGGUUUGGAGGAAAUAUAGGAAACAUCACUUGCAAGCUAUUUCUAGGAAUCCUUUAUGUCCUCACAGGUUUUUCCAUUUGGCUGCUCGUAACAAUUGCUGUUGAUCGCCUUUACGCAAUAACUCACCCGUUGCAAAGAUCACCUAUAUCUCGAAACCUAAAAAAAGUAAUACUAAUACUAUGGACAUGGGCAAUUGUUACCUCAAUAAACAUUUUUGAUAAAACGGUCGUACAAAAGAUUGAAGAAUCUUAUUUCUGCAAGGCAUUAACGACUGUUCUCCGAAAAAGGUGGACAAUAUUUAAUUUUCUCAUAUUCGCAAUGAACGGUCUACUACCUUUGACCCUCUUAGCGUGUCUGUACACAAGAAUAUGCAUUAAACUCUGGACACGCCAGGUACCAGGAGAUGGAGCAAAUCAGAAUCAACAACGAGCAACAACUUUAGCUACAGCGUUUAAAGUUACCAGAAUGAUGAUCGCUGUCUUCUCGUUAUUUCUUGUUUGCUGGCUUCCAUGGAUUAUAACAAUGACCUUUUUUCUUUUUAGUCCUUUAGAUUAUGACCACUGGUUUAUAUUUCCUAUGUGGUUAACCUUUGUUUACAGCGGACUUAAUUCUUAUGUAUAUUUUUCCUUCAGUUCAAAUUUUAGACAAGGACUUAAACUCUUGCUUGCAAACAUUUGUGCCAUUCCUUUUCGAUCCCAGAGCAUAGAACUUCAACAAAAUUAA